This is a messenger RNA of Malania oleifera, 591 nucleotides long. RefSeq lists its product as uncharacterized. The coding region runs from base 59 to 406 and encodes 115 amino acids. The transcript has 4 exons. NCBI's taxonomy places the organism in Eukaryota, Viridiplantae, Streptophyta, Magnoliopsida, Santalales, Ximeniaceae. The record is from RefSeq and is a predicted model, not a curated record.
UUGUUCUCUCUUCCCUCUCUUCUUUUCUUUCUCUCGGCUAGCUCCCUGCUCGCAUCUAAUGACCAUGGCUCUCAUCCUGGCUCUCGGCCUCUCAACCUCAACCUCUCUGCUCUCUCGCUCGGCUCUCAGCCUUAUGGUCGUGGCUCCAUCGCUCCUUGCUCGCUCUCGUCUUGCUCUCUUGGAUUUUGCAGGGUAUGAUCCUCAUAAAGGGAAGGGGAUUUUUAGAUUUUCAAUACCAUCAAGAUAUGUUUUCCUUUCACAUUUGAAUUUAGGUAUGGCAUCAUCUGAUAAGCCGGCUAUAGUUGAAAGGGAUGCUAAGGAGAAAGAUCACAAGGAAGAUGAAAAGGAAGAGGGGAAGGAAGGUUUCAUUGAAAAGGUCCUACAAGACAUCGGUACUAGCUGCUAGAGGGACUUGGACGGUUGUUUUAAUUUUAGAUUACGUAAGUGUUUUGUGUAUGUAAUAAAUUUAGUUCAAAAUAUCUUUUAGAGAUUGUAAGAACAUGUUAUGUUUUAAGUACAAUUGUAUGUAUUUGAGGAUACAGUUAGAAACUUUGAAUAUUUCUAUUAGAUUUCCAAAUAGAUGCUUAUGUU